Arachis ipaensis is the source of this 1577-nucleotide messenger RNA. RefSeq names its product TRICHOME BIREFRINGENCE-LIKE 11 (gene TBL11). Gene Ontology annotation, cellular component: Golgi apparatus. Gene Ontology annotation, molecular function: O-acetyltransferase activity. The record is from RefSeq and is a predicted model, not a curated record. Lineage: Eukaryota; Viridiplantae; Streptophyta; Magnoliopsida; Fabales; Fabaceae.
AUGGUGGAUGAGAUGGAAGAUGGACAAGGUGUGAAAGACAAAAGAAGACCAUCCAUGAGUGACCCACGAAGCAAGGCUUACAAAACAUGCUUCCCUUCUCCCCAAGAAACCAUGCCGAUUUCCGAAGCCUUUCGAAGAGUCAAACUUAUGAGGCUGUUGUUGGAACCUUCUGUUUCUGUUGGUCUUGCUGGAUUCUUUAUACUCACGUGCUGCUUCUUCUUCUACUUUGACUACACACCAUUCGGAUUCUUGGCUCAAUCACAAAGCCUUGCUCUGCCUCCGGUUUCGGUUCCGGAACACAGAGAUAACAGCGUUGAUGAGUUUCUUGGAGAAAAGGGGUGUGAUUUUUUUCAGGGUAAGUGGGUUUGGGAUGAGAGUUACCCUUUGUAUGACUCAAAAGAUUGUAACUUCCUUGAUGAUGGCUUUCGUUGUUCUGAAAAUGGUAGACGUGAUUCCUUUUACACAAAGUGGAGGUGGCAACCCAAACAUUGCAACUUGCCAAGAUUCAAUGCAACAAUGAUGUUGGAAAAACUGAGAAACAAACGCCUAGUGUUUGCCGGGGACUCAAUCGGAAGAAAUCAAUGGGAGUCAUUCUUAUGCAUGCUGUCUUCUGUAGUUACUAACAAGAAAUCAAUCUAUGAAGUAAAUGGCAACCCAAUCACAAAGCACAAGGGGUUCUUAGUUUUCAAAUUCAGAGACUUUAACUGUACUGUAGAAUACUACAGAGCUCCAUUUCUUGUAUUGCAAAGCCGGCCGCCGGCCGGCGCUGCUAGAAACAUUAGGACAACCUUGAAGGUGGAUAAAAUGGAUUGGAACUCUUUGAAGUGGAGAGAUGCACAUGUCUUGGUUCUUAACACAGGACACUGGUGGAAUCAUGAAAAAACCAUAAGAGGGGGCUGUUAUUUCCAAGAAGGUGUGGAAGUUAAGAUGGAAAUGAAGGUGGAAGAUGCAUAUAGGAAGUCUAUGGAGACAGUGUUGAAUUGGAUACAAGAUACUGUAAAUCUUAACAAGAGUCAAGUUUUCUUUCGUACAUAUGCACCCGUGCACUUCAGAAGUGGAGAUUGGAGAAGCGGUGGAAGUUGUCAUUUGGAAACACUGCCAGAGCUUAACAUGUCAUUGGUGCCUAAUGAUAACUGGUCACAAUUUAAAAUAGGCAAUUCAUUGCUAUCAUCACACAAAAACAGCACUGAACUUGUCAAGUUGAAAAUAUUGAAUAUAACAGAGAUGACAGCUCAGAGAAAAGAUGGGCACUCAUCAAUCUACUAUCUUGGUCCGAAUGGCGGCACGGCGGCACUCCAUCGGCAAGAUUGCAGCCACUGGUGUCUGCCUGGUGUACCUGAUACAUGGAAUGAGCUGCUUUAUGCAAUGUUCAUGAAACAUGAAGGCUUCUCAUAGCAAGGAACUUCAAAGAAUCAUGGAAGCAUUAUAUACAGCAAUUCUUUUUUAUUUGUCUUGGGAAGCAAGGACUCAUAAAUUGUUCUCAGCAGUCUCAAAAAGACGCUAACACGUUACACAGUACAAGACUUGAAUUUUGGAGUACAUAUAUACAAUCAUAGAUAAAAGCCUUUGAUUGUGCA